GCCCCGAUGCUGCCCAUGCCGGGCUGGAACAACGCACAAACAAUGUUCAUGGUACCGCCGACUAUAUCUGCGCCCCAGCAGCAGCUGGGACAGGUCGUCGUCGCGCCGCAGAUUGUGGCGAUGACUUCGCUUGACCCCCGCUUCCAGCCGCUGCCGCUGCAGCCUGGCGAGACUGCAUUUUACCCGAGCGGCGAGAGGAGGCGGGCAAAGCAGGCGUGCAUGGCGUGCUGGAAGGCCAAGCUCCGCUGCACGAUGCUCCAGUGCGGCUCGUGCCUCUCUUGCGUCGAGCGCGGCCGGCCGUGCAUCCCCCGCGUUCGCAUGAAGCGGCGGCAGACCCGCGAGCGCCCGCCCUACCCGAGCCUCGACCUGGCCCGGGCGCAGGAGGCGGCGCUGCAGUCUUUGCCGCCGCUGCCGCCGCUGCAACCCAUGCCGCCCUCGGCUGUGGGCCUCGAAGACUUGUGGGGCGGCGCACAGGGCCUUCAGCCCGGCGCCGCCCCCAACUCCCCGACGGUGGCGGGCCUGCCGGCGGUCGCGCCCGUGGCCGCGCCCGACCAGGCGUCGCUGACCGCUGCGCUCUGCUCGUCGUACUCGAUGCACCUGCAGCGGUCGCUCGCCGAUUCGAUGUCCCUCUCGCAGAUGCUCGCUGCGCUGCAGCGCGGCGAACCGGUCGCGCAGGCGAGCUUGUGGGAGGUGCCGGCGCCUCCGCUCGCGGCCGAGUCGUCGACGGAGACGCUCGAGGCACCGCAGGACGAGCACAGGGCCCCGCCGCUCGCCCAAUUGGUGAGCCUCAAGCGGCCGCGGGACACCAAGGAGUACACCAAGGACCACGACUCCAUCGUGGACGAGGUUGCCCGGCGCGAGGUGGUGCGGCGCGGCUCGUAGGAGGAGGAGUCGGCCGCCGCCGCGGCGCUGCUCGAGGCCUCGGCCAGCAAGGAGGGCGGCGGCUCCGGCUCGAACCUGUUCGAAGGAGAAAUUUGCAGGCAGAUGCUGAAAACUGAACCUCGUCGCUGCCCCCGCGGCCCCUCCUCCUGGCCGCGGCCCGAGGUUGCCUUGCGCGCGCUUUUCCCUUUCCCCCACCCGCAUCCGGCGUCUGCUCUGCGCCUUUGCCGGGAACCCCCCCCCUGUCGGACCGCCAGAGCCGCACCGAUGCCAAUUUUGACCGCUCCCGAGAGAUGAGCGAGCGAUAAUGUUUUCGGCCGAGCACGGUGCGAUCGCGCUAUACGAUCGGCCGGCGCUUCACCUGCUCCGUACUACAUGCGCUGAGAGUCGCGGAUACACGUGUGGGGUCUGUGGUCCCAGUUUUUGGAGUUGUGUGUUCUCUCGGCGCUCGUGCGUGUUCGCCCCAUCCCCACAUGAGAAUGACCACCCAUGCAUGUGUGUACCUGCCAUUUACGUACGGCAGCGUGGGCGAAUCGGAGAAUCAGUUUUGUUAUUGUUAUUUGGGUUCACUGUCUGUCGAAA
Messenger RNA from Emiliania huxleyi CCMP1516, 1461 nucleotides. RefSeq lists its product as hypothetical. The record is from RefSeq and is a predicted model, not a curated record. The coding region runs from base 7 to 882 and encodes 291 amino acids. Gene Ontology annotation, biological process: regulation of DNA-templated transcription. The transcript has 4 exons. Gene Ontology annotation, molecular function: DNA-binding transcription factor activity, RNA polymerase II-specific; zinc ion binding. Lineage: Eukaryota; Haptophyta; Isochrysidales; Noelaerhabdaceae.